AUGUCCGCUCCAAUGAUGAAUAGUUGGUUCGACCAUGAUCUAUGGAAUCACCUCUUUUUGCAGCUGAGUACGGCCGAGCCAUCUGUUUGCCACGCUGUCAUCGCUGUCGGAGCCUUACAUGAAGAGACUCAAGGGUCUUGCGACACGAUCCCGUCACAGGGUGUCCCCCUGAAUAUUCCUCGCCGGUUUGCCCUGGAGCAAUAUGGGCGAGCAAUUGCUGCGUUGAACUCAAGGAUGGGAUCCAAUGAUUUUGAACUCAAGAACACAGCCCUACACCUAGACGAUCAAGCAGUUUACUUUGGGAAAUCAAAUCCACGCGGCUUUCUUAAGGCACCAUCAAUCAAUGUGGAUCACCAGAAUCCAAUCGCCCUUGAUACGCUCGCGGCCGCUUUUAGAGUACGAAACUGCUUUUUAAGCACGCUUUCUGAAUUCCUUGCAUUCUGCGAAUCGCUAUCCUCAGAUAAUAUUGCUAGACAGUGGUCUAUAUUGGUUGUCUGGCAACAGCACAUGCGAGCGCUCCUAGCAGAGCUCCAAAGCGCAUUAGACAGGCUUGAAGCAAAAAUAAGACAUGGAAACGAUGAUGAAGAAAGGGGCUUGCUAAAACAAAAGCACAAGUACGCAUUCAAAAUACUACGACUUCACUGCGGCCUUUUUUCUUUGCAGACCGAUCUAUGCUUGUUGUGGAAACGGGAACGAGUUGAAGACGAGGUAUAUACACUGCGAUUUCACGAUAUUGUUGAUCAAUGCGAAGCUAUCGCCAAGACAGAAUAUUACCAUCAACAACCCAGCCAUUUGAUGGAGAUUGGAGUUAUCCAGCCUCUGUAUUACGUUUGUGAGCGAUGUGCGGAUCAGCGAAUCGUGCAGAGGGCGAUGGACGCUCUUGAAAAUUGGUCUCAUCGCGAAGGCCUGUGGUCUUCUCGACUCGCUAUUCAUAUGGUUGAAAGUGGGAACUAA
Messenger RNA from Talaromyces atroroseus, 954 nucleotides. RefSeq lists its product as hypothetical. NCBI's taxonomy places the organism in Eukaryota, Fungi, Ascomycota, Eurotiomycetes, Eurotiales, Trichocomaceae. The record is from RefSeq and is a predicted model, not a curated record. Bases 1 to 954 code for a protein of 317 amino acids. The transcript has 2 exons.